Messenger RNA from Schizophyllum commune H4-8, 213 nucleotides. RefSeq lists its product as uncharacterized. The record is from RefSeq and is a predicted model, not a curated record. The transcript has a single exon. NCBI's taxonomy places the organism in Eukaryota, Fungi, Basidiomycota, Agaricomycetes, Agaricales, Schizophyllaceae. The annotation marks the transcript as partial.
GGAAGUCGGUUCCCUCGCCGAGAUGAUCCCAGCGUCCGGCCACUGUACUGCGCUUCCGUACUGCUGCUUCUCAAACCGUGGCGGAAGGUGGUCGACCUGAAGGAGGCGAGCGAGGAUUGGGAGACGGCAUAUGGUCGCUUCUACGCUACCGCUUCGGACGCCGCCAAGCGCGUCAUCUCGGGCAUCCAGUACUACUAUGAAUGCCAGUCAGCU